AUGAGGUAACCUUCUUAGGUUUUCUCAUCAAGAAAACGAAGCAAACCUCUGUCCCUGUAUUGACCUAUCUACCUCUCUUAUUCUCAUGUCGUGUUCUGGCUCUUAUUCUCUUAUUCUUUCUCUUCUUCUCCUCUAUUCGGUCACCAUGAAAAGGAGCAGUCAAGAUGCCAUCACCUCAAUUUCUUUUCGCGCCGGUGGAGACCAAACCUAGUGAUUGGUGAUUCACAACUAGCCAAUAUGUCUCCUUGUCAAUAUCUUCUCUUGUCUUCAUUCUAGAUCUGGUCACUGAUGAGGGUGAGAAACUAUAGUUAUUGUUUUAAAUCCUCUCUUUCUUGUUUUUUCACUUAAAUCUCCCAUGCCGGAUCUUUGGUGGUAGCACCUACCCUUUUCUUUGUAGAUUUGGUUCAUGAAAAUUUCAUAAGCUGCAAAUAUGCUUUUUGUCUUUUUUUUUAGUUCGCAGAUCUAAGCUCAUGGUAAGGACUGAUGUGAUCUCAUCUUCCUUUUUUCAUUAUCGUUUCAUAGUAUGAGUUUCUAUCUAAACUACUCAUACAUGGGUGUUAUCUAUAAGGAUACACAUAUUUGUUUGGUAAAUGAACUAUAUAUUAUAUAUAUAGCUAUAUAGUAUUGUAAUGUGUGAACACCUAGAUCUACUCAUAGGUUUCUAAAACGAAUUUGGUUGUAUGAUGAUUGAGACUUGUAUGCGGGUCUUUACAUUGUGUGGGGAUUAAGCAUGUGGGUAGAGUAUAUGAGUUAGAGAAGGGCUUAAGACAUGUGUGUUCUGGUGUAACGUUAUUGAGAGUUCUCGGGUGUGGCAUCAAUUCUUGGUGGGUCAUGCAACCAAAUGAAGUGGUAUGAUUCAUUGCCAGAGCGGGUAGACAGCGUGCCUGCAUCGCAAGGAUACCAAAUGAGGUGGUGCAAUCGUGAGAAUUUGGUGGCUGAUCACACAUGAACCGGUGUCAGUAACGUGAUUUUGUGAAAACUUUGAACUCAAGAGUACCGAUUUAGGUGGUGAUCUCUCAGGCGGUAACAUGUGGGACGCGUGGAUAGAAUGAGGUGGCAUGGUCUCAUGUUGCAACCAUCGGUACUUGUUAAUUGCUCUUUCUUUAUUGGAAGUUUUAGGUAGAGAUUUUUUAUGUUGUGUGGUGAAUUUUGUGAUUAUUUUGGGGCUGUUAGAUUUUUCUUUUGAGAGAAGUGCUCAGGUACUUUUAAUGAGGUAAAAAGUGAUCUGGCAUACUCUCACGUGAUCUAGCAUACUCUUACGUGAUCUGAUACUCUUGGAAAGUGUGGUUGAUUUCGAAAAUACCCCUGACCGAUUUAAUGAAUAUAAUAUAUUCAUAACUCAAAUUCUCUCUCCUCCUCCUCUCUCCGAUAAUCAUCGGGAGGAACUACUCAAUCGACGUUCAGUCGUCGAGUCUUCUUCUCCACUCCUACGUCCUUAUUCUUCCUCGCUAUCAUCGAAUUGCGAUCUCGUCGCUUGGAUGGUGGAUCAUUUACAGGAUAUGUAUCUCAAAUCGUCGUUAAGACCAAUGUAUAGAAUCUACCAUAGACGAACUCAUUAUUUGCAGGGAUUCCGAUUAGAUAGUAGAUUUCGUAUUUGUGUAUGAACUAGUCGAUGAUCGGAAAGUUUGAAUGGUCUGUUUAUUAGGGAAUUUUAUAAUCAACAACUGUAUAAUUGAAUGUCGGGAAUCAAAGCUGAUUACAAUUUGGUUUUGAAUUGAAGUGAUGCACCCAAAAUCCAGCACCUUCCUACUUGGUUCAUAGACACGGCCCAAGGUGGUGACCUUGUCGACCAGCUAGACCUAGCCGAGGUUUUCUCAUCAGAUUAUGCAAUCUUGGAUGAGCUGAAUACUCAAGUGAGCUGGAGUGACACUAUCAUGGACGAGCUGAGCUGGACUAAUACUCACCCGGACGAGCUGAGCAAGUUGGUUCGAUCUUCCGAGCUGGUUCGACCAUCAAACCACCCGAGAAGCAACACAGACAUACGUUCAUUGUUCGAAGCAUAUCUUCUAAACCAUGAUGUUUCUUCACGUGAAACCACUUGGAGAAUGUGCUCAACUCAAUUAUGAAACUCCUAGAAGAAGAAUCAGAUCAAACAGAGUUCAGAUGAGGGAGUUAUGCCAUGUACAAAUCAGGUGAUGUUUAGUUCUCGCGAAUUCAGACAUGUGUGGAUCGUCCCGCGUGUGUCCAUAUCCUUCCCAGCAUGGUGUGCACGACCUGAUCAUCACUGCAAGAACCUGGACACUCCAUGAACCUGGACAGUCAAUGAAUCUCGCCAAGUCUCCCUCAAUUUCCGAACUUUGACUAGUCUUGGUCAAUUUUAUAUUUCCUAUGUCUUGUUUUCAUCAUUUCUAUUUUCAAUGUUGCCUUUCCCCACAUAUUUCUUUAUGUAUCUUUGACUCACAAACCUUAUAAAUAUGUGAGGAUCCCAUGAAUAAAAAUCACAUCGAUUUUCUUUUAUCUCUUUUGAGUUUUCUCUUGUUGUUCUUUGCUUAGAACAUUCAUACUUCUCUUGGUGAGGUUAUCUCCAAGUGGAACACUUCGUUGUGUUGGACCGGUGCAUCACAUCCGGCAACCUUCGAAACUCUGGUAGUAUCUUUGGGCUAUUCCGCAUCCCUUAGUGUCACCCCUCGAUCCAUCAGUUCUCUUCGGAGUUCAUAUCCCCUCUUACCGAAAGAGUGAUCCGAUUUUGGGUCUAUCAAGUGGUAUCAGAGCCACUCUUCCGGUAACUCUAUUUCUAUUCAUUUUUCUCAUCUCUCCAUUUCUUCUAAACACUUCUUCAUCUAUCUAUCUUGAACCCGGGCCCCUCAUUACCUCCAUAAAAAAAAUCUAAGUUUAUGCAGUAAAAAAAAAAGAUUAUAUAUAAAAAAAAAGGUUUCAAAGUUUGUUGUUUGUGGUGUGGUGGUGGAAGAGUAAGCCUGAUGGCCGAAGAGAAAUCCGGCUUGAGGUGGUUAAGGCGGGUUCCCUUUUGAAAUCUCUUAUCUUUCUCUCUUGAUCAUUUGUGUUCACUUGGAUUUUCUCAUUGGGAUUCCUUGAUCUGUUCUCUUAGAACACUGAGAAGAAACUUUGUGUAAUCACCAUAAAUCUGAGAGAAACACGUGUGUGGGUGAGGAUCAAACACUUGAGAGUGUGAGAUUUUUAUCUAACUUUUGUGUUGAGAUUUUCAGGUUAAGAUGUUUGGUCUUCUAAGGCAAAGUAGCAAGGAAAAACCCCCACGAAAAACUGCUUCUCAAUCUUCAUUUAAAUAUGCUUUGAAUACUUUUGAUGAGUUUGUUAGUGUGCAGGAAAAGCCAAACCGAAGGUGCAAUUAUAAGGUCAAAACGACCAGAGAUGUGGCUGAACAAAGGAGGAUUUUCAGUCCGUUGGAAGUCCAAGAAUUUUGUGAUAACUUUGUGGAGGGAGUAGCAAAAACUCUCAAGGACGCCAGCAAGAGUCACAAGAAGAGCACAUCCACACAUGCACCUAUAGCUGAGCCAUCUUUGUUCAUCAGUAAGAAAACUCAAGGUGAAUCUGAAAACCAAUUUGAAAAGCUUAAAGAUUUUUCAGAUUCUUUACCCAUUUAUGAUGAAUCUGAUGAAGAGCUAAUUGGAAGUUUGAUCACCUGUGAGGAUGAAUGUGAUCUUCCUUCUCCAAAAUCUGCUUUUAUGAUUGAUGAUGGACUAACCUGUUUUGAGCCGGAACUUCCGAGCAGUCUUGUUCUUAGUUCACAGGAUUUUGAGGAAGAGCCAUUCAACCAUCCACAUCAUGGACGACUUCCUGGCACUAGGACACCUUUGGAUGAUGAUCUAGGUCCUAUCUUUGAUGAGGAGGACGAAAUUGGUCCAGUCUUUGAUGAGGAAGUAACAAGCAUCACAUCCAUAGCUAUGGAGAGUCAUCUACGCUUUGAUCCCGGCACAUCUCCUCCCCCUUUGUCUCCUGAUCUUCAAAAGCACUGUGAGAACUCUGAUUUGUUUAAUUCUCUGCCUGACAUGUUUGUCAAGAUUAGUUCUCAUGAUGUAACUCGUUUUGGUCUUGAAAAGAUGAAAGAAUUUUGUGUUUCGAAAUCUGUUUUUGAAAACAUAAUUAAUUCUUUUAAAAUCUUUAAACCUGAUGAACUUCUUGAUCAUAAAUGUUUUCAAAAUGAUAAAGGCAUCAACUCUGAAAUUAUCUUGACCUUUGAUCAGUUCUUGACACAUAACAAAUGUUUUGAUCAUUUUGAAGAAUCUCUUGAGCUUGAUUUGCAGCUGCUUGAUUUCUAUGCUAGGAAACCGUUUGAUUCAAAUGUUUUCAAAGGCAAUGGUUUUGAUCUGAGUUCUUCUAGACAUACACUGAUCACUGGAGAUUUGUUUGCAUCUUCUCUUGCCUUGGACAGUUUCUUGAUUAAACAGUUGCUGGAACAUAAAUCACUUGAAACCGAAACUGAUUUUUGUGAUCUUGAUUUUUGUGAUUCUGAUUUGCAACCUGAUCUUGUAAGUUUUGAAACUGAUAAAACAUGGCAUUUUCUGAGAUCAUUUCGUGAUCAUUGUUUUGUUUUGAGCUUUGAUGACAUUGUGGUCUACAACACUUUCUUUGAAAAACAUCUUGAGUCUUUGAUAGUUAUUUCUCAAUCUGAACUUAAGCUUGUGUGUUCAGAUGUUGAGCAGGAUAUGCACGUUCUGAAAAUGUCUAAUAUUGUUGCAUGUCUUGAGAAAAUUUUGGUCUGUAAUAUCUACUUUGAUGAGCACCUUGAAAGGCUUAGACAUGUGCUACUUGUUCUUGGAAAAGAUAUUUUGAUGUUUGAUUUGAACAAGUGUCUCUCUUGCACAUUUGAGCCUGGUCUUUUAGUGUUUGUUUUGAGUAUCCAGGAUAAACAGGUUCAGCCUCAGAGAAGAAAAAGCAUUGACCAUGCUCGUCAGCCUGAAAUUUGGAGAUGCAUUGAUACAUCCACUCAAACUGGCCACCUUGGAGAUGCCAGCGACAUAGGUUUAGUCCAAAGCGAAUAUCUCGACGUCCAGAAGGUCUUUCGUCUUGACUCCAAUUUUCCUAGCAAGCCAACUCCCCAAGGAUUUACUGAGGCUUGGAAUCACUUUAAAAUCCUUACGGAGGAAGGAGUUAUGAAUUUUUCAAACAGGCAGUUUCCCAGUCCAUCUAUCUGCGAGUACCCAGAUUUUGAAGCAUAUUCAAGACUUGUGAAGAAGCGGCCUGAGCCAAAGCCGAUCAUAGGAUUCAAGAUGAGUCUCUCCUCUUCCCAGAAAGCUCAAUAUCAGGAAAAAUGGCCACGGAAUCAUGAAGUUAUGAUCCAUUCUCCAAAACCGGCCAAACCUGUUCUACACUUGCUUCAAUGGGAAUCUAGCCAAUCCAAUCAGCUUCCAACCAGACCUUGGCGACCAGGAGAUCAAUCUACACAGUCAGGUCUGACACAAAUCUUUCUCAGAAACUUCUUGGAAGCUAAGUGUUUACUUUCUUCUUCUUAUUUUGAUAUGGUACUUGAAAAUAAACAGUUUUGUGAUGAAGUUAACCAUCUUGAACCGGUACAGCCGAGUAGUCUUGUUUCUUUGACACAGGAACUGAAACUGUUGGAGCAAUCUGUCAGCACUGAAUCAAAGGUGUUUCCUCAGUCCACCUCCUGUCCAAACCAAAAGCACUAUUUGAUGUGGUUUCUCUAGUUAUUUUGGAUGAACAUGAUAAGCAUGAUCAGCUUCCAAAGAGAGCAAGCAUUGGUGAACGCCUAAGGACUUGUGUUCAUGGAACAUGGAACCAUUCAUACUUGAUGGAAAUGGGUUCAGAUCACCAAGGAAGUUUCUGU
Raphanus sativus (radish) is the source of this 5761-nucleotide messenger RNA. RefSeq lists its product as uncharacterized. The transcript is spliced from 2 exons. Bases 3171 to 5621 code for a protein of 816 amino acids. NCBI's taxonomy places the organism in Eukaryota, Viridiplantae, Streptophyta, Magnoliopsida, Brassicales, Brassicaceae. The record is from RefSeq and is a predicted model, not a curated record.